Molecule: messenger RNA, 195 nt
Organism: Ilex paraguariensis (yerba mate)
Lineage: Eukaryota; Viridiplantae; Streptophyta; Magnoliopsida; Aquifoliales; Aquifoliaceae
Source: the annotation of a GenBank genome assembly
AUGGCUAUGAGGAUUAGCUAUGCAGGUCAACCAUCUCCAACUUUAGUCAAUGACACCACAAAGGACCUGCCUGAUUUGCUAGAUGUUGAUUAUUGUUCGACGAAAGAUAACUAUGCUAGUAGCAUUUCUGUUCUCAUUAGUCAAGAAACAGGGAAGACACAGUACUUCAUAUCACUAAAACGCCCCUCCAGAUAA